ACAACUGAACCCAAAGACGCUCGCGAUGGCCUGCAAAAAAGACGCCUUUAAAAGCAACUUUGAAGCGGGUAUAAAGAUGAUCAUCAGCCAUAAUGUGAACAUAGACGUCAAAUAUCUGCUCGUCGCAAAGUAUCACUUCCACAGCGAGAGCUUUCUGGACGGGAAAAACCUGAUCAUCAAGGGAAUGGAGAAGAUCACAGAGCUGCUGAAUCAGCAGAAGUUUGAAGAUGCACGAAAGACUCUCGGGGAGAUCAUGCACACUCUACAGGAUUUCUACAGUCACAGUAACUGGAUUGAGCUGGGUAACACCGAGCCCUGCACUGCCCUCAUCAACCUAGAGGAAAACAUCCCCAACCCUGCAGAUGAAAACACUGACACGUGUGAUAACACCGCUCCCGAUACAAACACUGGGGCAAAACUGCUGGACACCGUUAUACAAAACAAGAUUCUGACUUCAGGAUACUUCGGGAAAACCAAAAAACCUGGAAAGUGCAGCCAUGGAGGAAAAUCAGACUUCACAACUGGCUUCAGGAAAAGCUGGAACGGCAUCAAUAAAGACGCCAUUGACUCAAGUCAUGGUUUACUGCAUAAUCAAGCGGCUGAAGUUGCCGUCGCUGCCACCGUGCAGCUGCUGGAGAAAAUCUGGAAGAGUAACAAUGAUGCCAGCUACUUCAGGUACACUUCUUGACUGUAAAUACUGAUAUACUAACAUCUGCAGACAGGGAAAGUGAAUCAAACUG
Messenger RNA from Danio rerio (zebrafish), 740 nucleotides. The record is from RefSeq and is a predicted model, not a curated record. Lineage: Eukaryota; Metazoa; Chordata; Actinopteri; Cypriniformes; Danionidae.